AUCUCGGUUGAACAACAACUCUGCGAUCUCAACCUCAUACUAUUCUUUCACGAUCAUGGCACAUUACCAAGCUAAUAUGGUUCAGUCAAACUCCCUGCGUCGUCGGCUCCUUCAAGACAUCGCAGAGACCAAGCAAGAUCCAUAUCCUAAUGUCAACCUCAAGUUCAAUGACAACGACGUCACGAAGGCGUGCCUCGUCCUCACUCCGGAUAGACAGGAGCCGCUCCACCUCACGAUCAGCUUUCCAGACCGAUAUCCACUGAUUGCGCCAGAAAUCAAGAUUCAAAGUCAAAUCAUUCAUCCCAAUGUCUUCGGUGACUACAUUUGUGCUACGAUGCUUAAUACUAAAGAGGGUUGGACACCAGCGUAUACCUUGAAGGGUAUCGUCAUUCAAUUAUUAAGCUUCUUCUGCAGCGACUCCCUCGAGCAGGACCAUGGUAACAAUACCAUCAACUUGACUCAGUACCGGCAGCAAGUUACUCAGGCAGAUGGGAGACUUACACAUCAGUUCGUAUGCUAUUCUUGUGGAUUCGGAAUCAGCUCAUCGUCGACACGGACUGAUGAAAUGGAGGUCGACUCAGCGCCCGUGCCCACUCUUGUAUCUCUUCCACUACGACAUCCAAAUCCGCUCUCAAGGUUGUUCAUGCUAUCAGAUGAGAUCGUUCUCGCAUUACUCACUGAGCUCGAGACUCGUGACAUUCUGGCCUUUGCCGAGGCUAUUCCUUCCAUCAAGACCAUGGUCAGCUCGUACGACUUUAUUCGGAUCCGCGAAUUACAAUGCUUUUGCCUUAAGCGAUCAUUCCUGAACAGCAAGCUCGGCAUAGGCGUCUCCACCAAGAGCGGCAAUCGGUCAGUCUUCCGAUCCGAGUUCGAUCUGUUGAGUUGGGAGGCAUUCUCCGUAUACGGUGUCCGAAACAGUGUUCAGGGUGUUUCUUUCGACAACUGGCUACCUAUGCCGCUCAGCCGACGUCAUUGGAAUCAAGUCAAGACGGAGGUGAAUGCAUGCCUCCGGAACAUUCACAACACCGCGACCAUGCCCAGCCAUGAGCCUUACCAUGUGGACGUAUUGUAUCGCAUGAUGAACACGGUUGUCGUUCAGUUCUCAUCCGAUGCGGAAAAAGGUUAUGCUGGUCCUGAUGAACGUAGCACCCUAAGUCACGCAUCGGAAAAAGCCGUUGACGCCUAUUUCGGUCUCUUUCAUCUGUUGCUAUGCCUUGCAACCGAGCAUGAGGAGAUUGUCGUUAGUGCUAACAAGAUCAUCCAGCGUUUUAUGGUCGGCCCGCGUACGAAGACGCAGUUCCCUGAUCUUGGCCAUGUACUGAUAGCGACUCUCAUCUGCGAUGCGGGGUUGACCGAAGAACUGACGUACGAAGUCAUCCGAGAAGCAAUUUUACGCAACGUUGUAUGGAUGCUCGACGAGAAAGGUGCUGGUAUGGCUGAGCUUGCAUACCUGGAGCCUUCAGCGAUCUCCAGAUACCGUACCAAGAUGACGUACGCUGCCUCGCCCACCUCGUACCGCCUCAUCAUGUUCAUGAAAAUGUUCAGCUCAGCAGCUCGCCCGCCCAACAAGAAUCUUAUCGAGCUACGCGACUCCUUGUUCGACGCGCAUGGGGCUCCUCCGCAAGGCACAUCAACGCGCAUGGCUGAGGACAUCCGUGAGAUCCACGAGUUCAACACCUUUCCGCAGUUCCUGGCUAAGAUGGGUCUUAAGGAACUCCCGUCCCAGUCACAGUUCACAGCGUUCUUGCGUCGCACCAUUACUGACAGUAUCGCCGCUGGCUAUUCCAUCAUGCCGUUGACCCAGAGUCAGCUUUUCCUCAUGCGCCAGGCCAAGGAACCUGAUGUAGACAUCGCCGAGGGUGUGCUUGUCACGUACAAUGACCGACGGUGGUUUCGUAACCGUAGUUGGCGAAAGCCGUCGUUCUUCCCAAACAGGGGUGGUCACGGUGGUGACAGGGGUAGUCGCGGGUCGCGCGGUGGUAGAGGCCGUCGUUAGGGAUGAUGUUAGGUUCUCUGGUCGAUUGCAAAUCGCACUGGUCUUCGCGCGAUUCCUAGCUUCACUUG
Molecule: messenger RNA, 2064 nt
Organism: Alternaria alternata
Lineage: Eukaryota; Fungi; Ascomycota; Dothideomycetes; Pleosporales; Pleosporaceae
Exons: 1
Coding region: 56-1996 (646 amino acids)
Cellular component (GO): endoplasmic reticulum; cytosol
Source: RefSeq, a predicted model, not a curated record